Messenger RNA from Photinus pyralis (common eastern firefly), 1673 nucleotides. Its product is annotated as probable low-specificity L-threonine aldolase 2. The transcript has 7 exons. Gene Ontology annotation, molecular function: L-allo-threonine aldolase activity. Gene Ontology annotation, cellular component: cytosol. Lineage: Eukaryota; Metazoa; Arthropoda; Insecta; Coleoptera; Lampyridae. Gene Ontology annotation, biological process: glycine biosynthetic process; L-threonine catabolic process. The coding region runs from base 398 to 1561 and encodes 387 amino acids. The record is from RefSeq and is a predicted model, not a curated record.
GGUUAAUUUUAACGCCAUACAACUGUGCUUAAUGAUAUGUGUUAUCCUAAUCUUGUAAAUUUUUCAUGAAUGGUUUAGUACAAUGCUUCAUGCAAUGCAAUCAUUAUAUAGGAAUUAGAUAAGGCAGCCCGUGUAUGUCCCAGACGCGGUGGUAUCAAAACACUACGACCGCGGAUCGUGGAGAAACCCGCGCUACUAUUACUAUUACUAACCAUCGAAGGGAAAUCUAAUGAGAACUUCCAAGCAAGAUGGAAAAUUCAUCAUAAUCUUUGAGGUUGGCCCCUUCUGCACAUUCCCUACUGUUAGAUAACUUCCGAAUCCUCGUGUAUAAAAGUUAAUCAACGAAUUAGGAGGCAUUCAGUUGGUCGACUUUUAUCGCACAACAACAAACAAUACGAUGCCUUACAAUUUCGAAGAAUACAGCGAGUGCGGCCACGUAGAGGGCACGAUUGCCCACGUUGUGGACCUUCGAAGCGACACCAUCACUAAACCCACGGUGAAUAUGCGUAAGGCCAUCGCCAUAGCCGAAGUUGGAGAUGACGUUUUCGGAGAAGAUCCCACGGUGAACGAGUUAGAAAGAAGAUCUGCAGAACUUAUGGGCAAGGAAGAUGGCAUUUUUCUAACCAGUGGAACUAUGUGCAACAUAAUUGCAGUUAUGGUCCACUGUAACAAGCGAAGUGUUGAAUUUAUAGCUGGCGAUAAGAGCCAUCUUCAUCUAUUCGAACAAGGUGGUCCCGCAGUGUUAGCCGGAGUUCAAUCCUCCAUAAUUCCCAACAAUCCGGAUGGUACUUUCUCAUUGGAGGAAAUGGAAUCGAAAAUCAGAACCAGUAAUGAUAGCCAUGAAACUUCGACUGCACUAAUUGUAGUUGAAAAUACACACAAUCUGUGCGGGGGACGGGUUCUCCCAUUGGAAUGGCUUGAUAAGUUAGCCAAGAUCGCUGGGAACUACAAGCUACCACUCCACAUGGACGGUGCACGCAUAAUGAACGCGGUGGUGCAGAGCAAAGUGUCCGCGAAACGUAUCGCACGUGACAUGGAUUCUGUCUGCUUCUGCUUGAGUAAGGGUUUGUCAUGUCCAGUUGGUUCGGUCCUGUGCGGCAGCAAAAGCUUCAUCAAGCAAGCUAGGCGUUACCGAAAGCUGCUGGGUGGCGGAAUGAGGCAAGUUGGUAUUUUGGCAGCGGCCGGCUUGGUGGCCUUAGACGAAAUGAUUGAUCGCCUUCAGAUUGAUCACGACCACGCCUAUAAGAUCGCUAAAGCCAUUAGCGAUGCAGAUUCGGACAUCGUCCGCGUAGACCUGUCUGCUGUACAGACCAAUAUCGUUAACAUACAUCUGGAUACUGGAAAGAUUACUUCAAAGACGUUCUUAGAGCAGCUCGCCAAGAUAACAGAGACGGAAGAAGUCAGCGUGAAAGCCCUUUCCUUUUCGCCAUCCAGUAUUCGAUUAGUGCUACACUGGGAAAUAAAGCAUCAUGAUGUAGCCGCCGUAAUUCGAAAAUUAAAGUUCGUGAUCAAGGGACUUCACUGUCGUCGUUACAUAACGUACCUAGACGUGAAGAAUUGAUACAAGAUGGGAGUUUUUCGGAUACCAGUAACACCAGUAUUGCAUUUAAUAGCUUUAAGUGAGGAUUAGUUCAAUAUUUAUGUAUAUUGUACUAGCAAUGUUUUUUUGCUUC